Molecule: messenger RNA, 1157 nt
Organism: Tuber aestivum (summer truffle)
Lineage: Eukaryota; Fungi; Ascomycota; Pezizomycetes; Pezizales; Tuberaceae
Source: the annotation of a GenBank genome assembly
GGUGGUGGUGGAAGGGGAUCAAACCGUGCAGAGGGGGGGGGUAGAAGGUUCCGUUGCUGCACUUUGGACUGCCAGUACCGGUACCGGUACUUGUACUGUAAUAUGCUUAUAUUACUCGUGUAAUUUACAGACACAGAAGUCUUCGAUCCCUUGGGCGGCCCGGAACGGCAAAAUCCGCACCCAACACGCUAAUCCUGUUUUGGGUGCAUUCGGGCAUUGUGAUUGGUUGGCAGUUGACCAUUGCUAAGAUACUUGUACUCGAGUACUGGUGCUACACUAAGUCACUUGAACAUUGGAAAGGCUACCAUCAAAAGCAAGAUAUCAUACCUCUAACUUGCUGACUGGUCUGGGAUAGGUGCACCUGCAAAUCUUACCUGUACUCGAGUACUAGUACUACUUGUAUUCCAGGCCAGCCAAGGGAUAGGGUUUCUAAUGGCAGGCUUGGACACGAUACCGGUACUGUAGGCUGGCUGCCACUCUCGAGAGGCUGGUGAUACGGGACAACGGUCGAGUUUUGACAUGAUAUGAAGAAAUUUCAAACCUAUAGAGGUUCGCACGAGGCAGUGAGGUACCGGAAUCCGGAUCACGCUCUCGAGAUCCGGGGCAGCGGGGUGAGGCUCUACCAGCACUCGUACUCAAGUAUGAUAUGCUGUACUCGAGUACUGUACUGGUGUACUCGGUACUCGAGUACGCUCGUAUACGGGUAGUGCAGAUACCGGGCACCGGUAUCACAAUUUCGGGAGGAGUGUUUCUGCCCCGAUGGAUCGUCGAUUUCCAUUCUGUGCCGCAUUUUAGGAGCUGCCAUACAAUAGCGUGGAUAACAUUGGCUACCCAUCCUGGCGAAAUAGAAAAGAGAUCACUUCUCAGGUGGCCAAGUUUCGGGAUGAUCCGUCCAAAGAAGAAAAGAAAGGAAAUACUAGUAAAAAAGGUGGCUGCUUGUGUAGCCAAUGUCUUUCGGCAAUAAAUUUUUUUAUAGUAAUUACUGUAAUGAGUGCCUUUUUCAAAAGCGUGAGCGAGAUUUCAUCUGUUUUACCGGCAUCCAGUUGUGUGAUUGAUAGAUACCGGUACGAGAACUGGCAUUGGUACAGUACGGUACUCGGGCAUGGACGGAGGUGAUGAGACGGACAGGGGUUCAAUGCAUCAAAGCUUUUCGCCCU